AUGAGUAAAAUGGAUGGGAACAAUCAGUCUGCAGUAUCAGAAUUUAUACUUUAUGGGCUUGCCCACUCAAAGAAUCUUCAGGUCUUACUCUUUGUGAUAUUUUUGAUAUUUUAUCUGCUUAUUGUGUCUGGAAAUAUUGUCAUCAUGGUGUUAAUCACGACUGACCCCCACCUCCAUUCUCCCAUGUACUUCUUGUUGGCCAACCUGUCCUUUGUUGAUAUGUGGCUUUCCUCUGUUACUACUCCUAAGAUGAUUGCAGACUUUCUCAGGAAAAACAAGACCAUUUCCUUUGCAGGCUGCAUGUCCCAGGUCUUCUUUGCCCAUUGCAUUGCAGCAGGAGAGAUGGUACUGUUGGUGGUAAUGGCUUAUGACCGCUAUGUGGCCAUCUGCAAACCACUCCACUACUUCACCAUUAUGAACCUGAAAAGAUGCACGGGGCUCGUCUUGACUUCCUGGACUAUUGGCUUUGUGCAUGCCGUGAGCCACCUUGUAGUGAUUGUGGAGUUGCCUUUUUGUGGACCCAAGGAAAUAGAUAGUUUUUUCUGUGACAUGCCAUUGAUAAUCAAGCUAGCCUGCAUGGAUUCCCAUGAACUAGACAUUUUAAUGAAUGCUGAAUGUGGGGUUGUGGGUGUAACUUGCUUCAUUCUGUUGCUCAUUUCCUACACAUACAUCCUUAUCACUGUUCGCCAGAGCUCUAAAUCUGGUGCAUCUAAGGCUCUGUCCACAUGCAGUGCCCACAUCACAGUGGUGAUGAUACUUUUUGUUCCCUGCAUCUUCAUCUAUGUGUGGCCCCUCAGUAUUACCUGGUUGGACAAAUUUCUUGCUGUAUUUUACUCUGUUUUUACACCUCUCCUAAACCCAGCCAUUUAUACAUUGAGAAAUAAAGAGAUGAAAAAUGCUAUGACACGAUUUAUAAACAACUAUAUAGAUUCCAAAGGAAAUUAG
This is a messenger RNA of Mesocricetus auratus (golden hamster), 945 nucleotides long. RefSeq names its product olfactory receptor 4K3-like. Gene Ontology annotation, cellular component: membrane. The coding region runs from base 1 to 945 and encodes 314 amino acids. Gene Ontology annotation, molecular function: olfactory receptor activity; G protein-coupled receptor activity. The record is from RefSeq and is a predicted model, not a curated record. Lineage: Eukaryota; Metazoa; Chordata; Mammalia; Rodentia; Cricetidae. Gene Ontology annotation, biological process: G protein-coupled receptor signaling pathway. The transcript has a single exon.